This is a messenger RNA of Carya illinoinensis, 1014 nucleotides long. Its product is annotated as putative wall-associated receptor kinase-like 16. Gene Ontology annotation, cellular component: plasma membrane. Bases 1 to 999 code for a protein of 332 amino acids. The record is from RefSeq and is a predicted model, not a curated record. Lineage: Eukaryota; Viridiplantae; Streptophyta; Magnoliopsida; Fagales; Juglandaceae. The transcript has 2 exons. Gene Ontology annotation, biological process: cell surface receptor signaling pathway; protein phosphorylation. Gene Ontology annotation, molecular function: protein serine/threonine kinase activity; ATP binding; polysaccharide binding.
AUGGAUAUGGCUGGAAAACUUCUGCAACAACUGCUACUCGGGGUCAUAAUUUUAGCAGCCACAGCAGUAUCUAUUGCAAACUCAACCUGCGACCGCGAGUGUGGAAAUAUUAAAAUCCCCUACCCAUUUGGAACAAGCGAGGGCUGUUACCUUGACAAACCUUUUCUCAUCACUUGUAACCACACGUUCGAUCCUCCAAAACCAUUUCUGGACCAUGAUAUUCCUGUUGAGAACAUAUCAGUACCGAAUGCUUCCCACAAUGAUGACACUGUUUACAAAGGAGUGUUGCCAAAUAACAAAGUGGUUGCUAUUAAAAAGUCCAAAAUUAGUGAUCAAAGUCAGAUAGAGCAAUUCAUAAACGAGGUAAUUGUGCUUACUCAAAUCAACCACCGGAAUGUUGUCAAAUUGUUAGGUUGUUGCUUGGAAACAGAAGUUCCCUUACUAGUCUAUGAGUUCAUCAGUAAUGGGACACUUUAUGACUAUAUUCAUGAUACAAGCCGAUCGUCCUUACUCUCAUGGGACAAGCGUAUGAAGAUAGCUACAGAAACUGCAGGAGCUCUUGCAUACUUACAUUGUGAAGCUUCUAUGCCAAUUAUACAUAGAGACGUGAAAACUGCAAAUAUACUUUUGGAUGAUAACCACACAGCAAAAGUAUCAGACUUUGGAGCUUCAAGGCUCAUUCCUUUGGAUCAAGCACAUUUAACUACGUUGGUGCAAGGAACACAUGGGUACUUGGAUCCAGAAUACUAUCGUACUAGUCAUCUCACGGAAAAAAGUGAUGUCUAUAGUUUUGGUGUUGUUUUAGCAGAGUUAUUAACAGGUAAGAAAGUAAUUUGUUUCCUUAGGCCUGAAAAUGAGAGAAAUUUGGCUACAUACUUUGUUUCUAUGGUAGAACAGGAUCGUCUAUUGGAAAUUCUUGAUGAUCACAUCUACGAUGGGAGUAAUGCUGAAGAACUAAAAAAAGUUGCUGAUGUUGUAGUUUGCAUACUUGUGACUUGAACCAGUCUGGAAAUU